AUGAGAAUUUCAGUUGCUAACUAUUGUGGGAAUUACAAUGGUGAUUACCUGAACCAGACUUACUUUGAGGUCGCAGACCAAAGUUUCACCAUGCCCCUUGUCAUGUAGAAUGAGCUGUGGCCCGAGUGGUACCAGAGACUGAAUGUUGGAACUGUGCUCUACCUCCAAAACUAUACCCUCAAGCAGAGUCAUCCAAACAGGUCUCGACCUGACAUAGACAACCACAGAAUGAAGAGCUUUCCCUCAGUAGAAAUCUGUCUGAAUCCUUGGAAUCCCACUGCACUCCUUACUGUGGUUCCAACCAAUGUGCAGUCUCAAUGGGGCUUGCCUACGGUUUCCUACCAGUUCACCACCAGAUAAGAAUUGAAGAACAAUUCUGCAUCAGAUUUCAUUGGCUUGGUAACUUUUGUGGGUCGGGUUGAGAGAGUCAAGAGUAAGGGGUCCGCAGGCCCAGAAAAAUACUGGACUUACCGCUGGGUCCAUGUUGGAACAUCCAAUAGUCCUUUUAUUUUGAAGCUUUCUGCUUCUUCACAACCAGAAAUAUACCAUGGGAUAUACCCAAGCAAAUAUUUUUACUAUAGUACUAGCUAUAACAGUUAGUAGCUAUAAUACAAACAAUUCCAUAGGUAAACGGCAACAGAACUCUCCUAAUUGUACUUAUUUUCUCCCUGCUCUGUACCCUCCCCAUAUCCCAUUGUAACAUACCUGGUGUGCACUCAGAUGAGAAAGUGUUAAGAGCAAGACUCACUGCCUUACCUCACCAGCAGCUGCAAGACACAUAUAUUUAAUACCGGGUAUCACAAGGGCCAGCCAUAUCUGUCAGACCCCAGGGUGAAGCUUCAACCAGUCGACCAAGACUGAAGGACAGACAGCAUUAUGCUGAAGAAGACGGCGGCCAUUAUUGCUUCCCUCACAGCCCUCAGAUAUUCACACAGUCAGUGGCAGUUGGCUCAGCUCAACUUCUUCUGGUUGCUGCAAAUGACCUAAAGAGGGAGAAGGAGGGUCUGCAUUAUCGUUAGCACAAGCAGCUGGCAAUCCAAGGUCAGAUCAUUGCUGUGCAGUAUGUGACAUGGCCAGAGGAGGCACUGUCAGACCAGGUAGGCUUUAUUGAUUGCUUUACUGUGGGUUAUACAAUGAAUUUAAGGAGGAUCUUUUGAUCAGCUGUCCGGACAAAAUCUAAAUUUUAACAGUCUUGAUGAAAAUAACCAAUUAUGUGACAUUUUAUCAGGUAACAAUAAUGUAAAUGCCUGUGCCAAAGCCUGCCACCUUAUCCUCCAACGGAUACUUUAUUAUUAUAAGAGCCUAAUUGUCCUUUUAGCCGCUGUACUUUAUGCAUAAAUGUGUAUAGAUUAUGUAAGGCAUUAUAUAUUACGCCUGUUUGCCUAUGAUUGUUUUUAGUGUUUCAACUCAGUUUGAGUGGUCCACAAUGUGGUUUAAAAAAAAACAACAACUGUAUUAUAGUAUAAUUGUGGAGUGACACGUCAAUACAUUUCUCUAACUCUAGAUACACCGAGUACACAAAAAACUAAGAACACAUGCUCUGUCCAUGACAGACUGACCAGGUGAAUGCAAUGAUCUCUUAUUGAUGUCACUUGUUAAAUCCACUUCAAUCAAUGUAUAUGAAGCGGAGGUAAAAAUAAAAAAUAAAAAUAAAAGAUUUUUGAGCUUUGAGACAUUUUAAUUUAACCCUUAUUUUACCAGGUAAGUUGACUGAGAACACAUUCUCAUUUACAGCAACGACCUGGAGAAUAGUUACAGGGGAGAUAAAUGAACCAAUUGGACACCUGGGAUGAUUUGGUGGCCAUGAUGGUAUGAAGGCCAGAUUGGGAAUUUAGCCAGGACAGCAGGAUUAACACCCCUACUCUUACAAUAAGUGCCAUGGGAUCUUUAGUGACCACAAGAGAGUCAGGACACCCAUUUAACGUCCCACCCGAAAGACGGCAUCCUACUCAGGGUCCCUAAUUACUGCCCUGGGGCAUUGGGAUAUUUUUUGUGUGUUUUUUUACCAAAGGAAAGGGUGCCUCCUACUGGCCCUCUAACACCACUUCCAACAGCAUCUGGCAAGCCAGCAGUGUGCUGCAGGGUGGUGUGCUGCAGGGUGGUGUGCUGCAGGGUGGUGUGCUGCAGGGUGGUGUGCUGCAGGGUGGUGUGCUGUGGAUAUGUGCCAUUCAGGGGGGUGAAUGGGAAAGACAAAAUAUUUAAGUGCCUUUGAACGGGGUAUGGUAGUAGGUGCCAUGCACACUGGUUUGUGUCAAGAACUGCAACACUGCUGGGUUUUUCACGCUCAACAAUUUCCCAUGUUUAUCAAGAAUGAUCCACUACCCAAUGGAAUUCAAGCCAAUUUAACACAACCGUAGGAAGCAUUGGAGUUAACAUGGGCCAGCAUCCCUGUGGAAUGGUUUUGACGCAUUGUAGAGGUGCGCCACUCAAUAUUAGGAAUGUGUUCCUAAUGUUUGCUAUACUCAGUGUAUAUAACACAUUUCAUGUUAUUUUAACACACUAAUUCUCUUUAUCUAAAGUCGAUGCAUUGUUUUUUUUUUACAAUAACAGGACAGGAUACAUUGAAAGACACAAAAAAAACAGUUACCUGUACAGGAAUGAUUUGCCGUUGGUAAGUCAAGUUUAGAAUACGAUUCAGUGUGUGGGUGAGACUGUUGUGGCUGUACCUAACCCACGGUGAUCAGAAAACUGUAGACGUAACUGAAACACAGAAAAACAGGGAAACAGCGCCCUCUGGUGUGCAGAGCUCACUCAGCAGACGGGGAAAAAACAGCCCAAGAAGAGGUGAGUUUCAAAACACAGGUGGGCUAUAUGACUGUCAACAUUGAUAAACAUUUAAAAUUGUACUUGUAACUCCCCUUUACUACGGCAUUUGAAAUUGUAUUUGUAUAUUUUACAUUGUCAUGAUGAUGUCACUUGCGCGUUUUAGAAUAAUUGUAUUUAGUAUUUUAGAGUGAUAAAGCAAUGCUACAUCACUCGGGCCAAGAUGCAAGAGAAAAGGUACUGAUUCAACUUAUAUCCUCUGCCAUAAUCAGUUCUCUAUGCCCAUCAGGGACCCACCCAGUAGCUCAGGUUAUUAGAGCUUUAUCUGUUCACAGAGAAGCUGGCCGUGGCUUUACAGAAUAGGAGCUAGUGGGGCAGGAAGAGAAGAGUGAUUCUGAAUCAGAGGAAGAAGUUGGUCCACUAGAUAGAAACCCAGACCAAACCAGAGCCAGUGAACAACAAAGUCCAUCGGGUAUAAGAGUGCUGUUCCACAUGAACAUACUAUCUCAACAUUUAUCUGUGGCCUAGCUUCUAUUCCUCUCUUUAUGAACUAAGCAUGGCUAGCCUGAGAAAUUAACUAUGCUGUCUGUCUGGAACCAUGGAAACUGCUUGCCAUUAAUGAGGGGUGUUACAACAAGGCUAGUGACACUGAUAUGCCUACUAUAUUUUGUUUCUAAAAUAUUCCACAGAGUGACGGCGCUCCAAGAGAAAGUGGUUACGGACUGUGAUGGAUCGUCGUGGGAAAGCUGCUUGUGGCUGAAGCAGAGACGAGAAGUGUCAGAAUAUUUGUGUCAAUGACGAAUAAGGUUCUCAAAAACAUUUUAAAAGGGAAAUAUAUAUAUAUAUUUUAAUUAUGCUCCCUUGAUUGUUACCUACAAUGUGCAUGCACAUUCAGGAUUUGUCGCUUUUUAAUGCAACUUAAAUUUACCUCCUAAAAAAAGACCCCACAUUUUGAAUGACUGUCAAAUGAAACUUCUGUUCGAGAAAUUAAAACCAUAUACAAUUUGACAAAAAAAUCAUUUUUCUCUUAAGACUGAGCUUCUCUGCAUUUUAUUAGACAAUAUAAUAAUGUUAUUGUUUUUAACCAUUAAGUACCUAAUGAUCAUUGCUGGUUGCACCGAAUGACUAUUAUUUUACAGUGUCAUUUUUUUAGGCAGAUCUCUUUCCCUCUUACAGAAACACACACAUACAUAAACAGUAUGGUUUCUUAUUCAACUAUAAUGAUGCCUUUAAUGUGUAAUAAAUUACAAAA
Molecule: messenger RNA, 4015 nt
Organism: Oncorhynchus masou masou (cherry salmon)
Lineage: Eukaryota; Metazoa; Chordata; Actinopteri; Salmoniformes; Salmonidae
Gene: radx
Product: RPA1 related single stranded DNA binding protein
Biological process (GO): regulation of DNA repair
Cellular component (GO): replication fork
Molecular function (GO): single-stranded DNA binding
Source: RefSeq, a predicted model, not a curated record